Molecule: messenger RNA, 1273 nt
Organism: Amoebophrya sp. A25
Lineage: Eukaryota; Dinophyceae; Syndiniales; Amoebophryaceae
Source: the annotation of a GenBank genome assembly
UUUUUUAUUGAGAUGGAUGCUUCAGCAUUGUAUUACCUGAACAAGUCAAGCAAAAACAGAAGAAAAUAGAGAAUAAUGAGGAGAAGAAAAUGCAAGAACAAUAGUUAGCCAAUGAGCUGACAGCGCCCGUAAAUAGUUGCUGGGUAUAUCAUCAUCAUCAAGCAUGUUGCUAGUAUUGAGGACGCAGUCGUGUUAGCUGUAACUGAUGAAGCUGCUACUUCUUCAAGCAGUAGUUGGGCAUGCUCUUAUUCUUGCGGAGGACGACGAUGAAGAGCAUUUUUCUCCCGUCUUCUACUUUCAGUUGCAUGACGGGAGGCAGAGCAGUGCCAAAAAGUGUUGUCAUCUUCUUUUUUACAUUGCCUGCAGUGCCGUCUCCUCGGUUGUCUAAAGGCCGACUGGAAAGUCGUUAAAUGCAUACGAUAAAGAUAAGCCUUGAGUUUAUUUUGCUCCAAGUGCCGUAUCUUCGGCCAUCUGGGAGCCGACUGGAUAAGUCGUUAAAUGCAUACGCUAUAAGUUCCGUUUUCUUAUAUUGCCUGCAGUGCUGUCGCUUCGAUUGUCUGGAGGCCGACUGGAUAACUCGCUAAAUGCAUAUAUCUAGCAACGUAGUUUUUUAGGGGAUCCGCAUGAAAUGACGCCUAUAGGUGUCCUUAUAUAUGUGGUCCUGUAUAGCGCCGCGCUUACUUUUACACAGAUCCUAAAUGUCUCGUAAUAUAAGGGUCAUCCUCGUGCCUUACUAGUACAGAAAUGACCGCGGUCAUUUAUUCAUGAUGGGCGUCAGUCUUGGAAUAAAAGUAACGAUCGAAAUAAUACCAAACUUUUUCCGGUCGUCUUUUUUCGAUUAGCAACGAUCUCGACUUCUGACGGCAAAGCUCCUGAUCACGUGCUCGACUGCUAAGAAUAUGAUUGUCAAAAGUUGUGUCUUGCAAAAUGCUACGCUCUGGUAUUAUGUGGCGGUGAGAUCAAAAUAGGUCAGUUUGAUUGUUAUGGCAAUGGUAUGGCUCUAGAGUAGAUCCAGCCCUUUGUGGAUUUCUGCCGCAAAAGGUGUGUCAUUUCGCUGUCCCUGCUGUGGUAUAUGAGUAGAAAGCUUUUAAUAUUCUUGACAUUCUACGCCACGUUAGUCUUACUCUCGUCCCAAGUCACUUAUCCUCGUUUUAUACUAAAAGGGUUGAAGGAAAGACCUACCUACAUGAUGCUGGUCAUUCAUCCGCAUCCCCUCACCCAAAAACAGGAAUUAUAAGUGUGCUAGCUCUGCAGGCAGGAAAAGUAGUUGACA